Molecule: messenger RNA, 1314 nt
Organism: Ciona intestinalis (vase tunicate)
Lineage: Eukaryota; Metazoa; Chordata; Ascidiacea; Phlebobranchia; Cionidae
Source: RefSeq, a predicted model, not a curated record
GACGUCACAAUCAUGCUUCGGGGCGUGUCAUCGAAACCUUGCUCGAAUUUUGAGCGGAAAUUCGCGUCAUACUAGUUCUGGAACGCCUCAUGAUGACGAAAAAGUCGCUUUCUUUCGCCGCUGUCAUGGUUGCCAUAGGAACAUCUAUGAUAAUAGCGGGUGUGACGUCACCAUGCAUUGUGAAGGUGUGUAAGAUACCAGGGAGUUCACCGAACGGGGAAUUACCUAUAGGUGGUUUUCUCCCGAUACCUCCCCACAUGAGAAGAGGACCGGGAAGAAUUCCUCCUCAUCUAAGGAAAUCCUCGGAGGACGGAGGAGCAGAUGAAGGGUGUGUGGAGCAAGGAUUAUUCUUUGUGGGGUUCGCGAUGGUGAAGGAUUACGUUUACAUUGCUACGCCAUUGGAAGAACAAGAGCAGAAGCUUCGAGUCGUCGCUGGUUUGAUUCUUAUUGGUGGGAUUGGUUCCAUGCUCGCUUUGCUCUUUUACAUAGUGGCUGCUUGUAAUGCAGAGAAUGGGCAUAGUGACGUCAUGUUCGUGACGUCAAAGCGGAACAUGAUUGCAACCGUGCUGCUAGGUGGCAGUGUUUGUCUUUUCAUUUCUGGGUUUUCUUUAUACACCCAACACAACUUGAGUUCGAUCGGAAAUUCAACGAUGUUUGUCGGUAAAGUCUUCAGCGCGAUAUCGGGUAUUGAUAGUGACGUCACAACUAACCUCAUUGUUGAAGAAGGCCUUGUGAUGUCACAACCCGUCACUGACGUCAUCAUCGUCAACCAGACUUCUGAUUGGACCGAUUCAAAUAACGUCACAAUACCUACAGCGGAAUCUAACAUUGAAGGAUCAAGCGCAAAUAUUAACUUCUUUGAAAAUAUGGGAGCCAUUGAUAACUGGUUCCCAUAUCCGAGCGACGAAGUUUUAGCAGUGCUCCCGAAUCCUUUUGAAGUUUACCACCCCAGUGGUUCCAGACGAAAACGUGGCAUACGUGGAUCACGUAGAAACCUCGGUAUGCUAGCAAUGCCGUUGUUAUACCGAAUAGGAAACGCAGAUCCUUACUUCGGGUAUUCCUUCUUUCUAUGUUGGUUCGGUUGCUUCUCUCACGUGGUGGCGCUCGUGUGCGGAGUUGUGACGUGGAUUACUCGAGCAAGAGCAUGCAAACUUAAGAGAGCUGUCGUUUAAAUAUUUUUAACUUUCUAUUAAUUUUCGCUUCGCUCCCAAACCCCCUUGCGCUUUCCACAUUCUCCAACCAUUGUAACAAGUUUAAUAUCUUUAUUACGUAACAUACGCGAUUAACGCUUAAUAAACGAUCACGUGUUCGAGA